Molecule: messenger RNA, 516 nt
Organism: Miscanthus lutarioriparius
Lineage: Eukaryota; Viridiplantae; Streptophyta; Magnoliopsida; Poales; Poaceae
Source: the annotation of a GenBank genome assembly
AUGGCGACCUUCGCUACCGGCAGCGCCACAGCGCGCGCGGCGCUGGCGUCGCCGACUCCGUGCCGGCCGGCCGCGCUCGCCUCGCGCCCGGCGCCGGCGCAGUGGAUGCCGCUGCGCUGCUCGACGCCGGCUCUGGGCCUCAGGGGAGGGGCCGCGCGUUCUCGGCGGGGCGCCACGCUACGGGUGGAAGCUAAGAAGCAAACUUUUUCUUCAUUUGAUGAGUUGCUGGAGAAGUCUGAGAAGCCUUUAUUAGUUGACUUCUAUGCAACUUGGUGUGGUCCAUGCCAAUACAUGGUUCCCAUACUUCAAGAAGUCAGUGAAAAGUUAGGUGACAAAAUUCAAGUUGUGAAAAUUGAUACUGAGAAGUACACUAGCAUUGCAAGUCGUUACAGAAUUGAAGCAUUGCCAACUUUUAUCAUAUUCAAGGAUGGGAAACCUUGCUAUCGCUUUGAAGGAGCAUUGCCUGCAAACCAGAUGAUCGAACAGAUUGAUAAUGCUUUGGCAGUCACAAAGUAG